AUGAACCGCUUUCUUACUGCCAUUCGCCCACUCUCACGUGCCAUUGUCCGUCCACAGUUUGUCUCUCAUCCAACAUGUGUUCGUUUCUUUAGUGCACAGACUUUUUUGGACCGUAAUGAAGUGAGUGAACGUGUCCUUGGUGUUGUCAAGAACUUUGAAAAAGUGAAUCCAGAUAUUGUCAAGGAAAAUGCGAAAUUUCAAGAAGAUCUGGGGCUGGAUUCCUUGGAUGUUGUGGAAGUUGUCAUGGCUAUGGAAGAAGAAUUUACAAUUGAGAUUCCAGACAAUGAAUCGGAGAAACUAGUGACUCCUGCUCAAGUUAUUGACUAUAUUGCGUCCCAUCCGAUGGCCAAGUAA
Molecule: messenger RNA, 354 nt
Organism: Peronospora belbahrii
Lineage: Eukaryota; Oomycota; Peronosporomycetes; Peronosporales; Peronosporaceae
Source: the annotation of a GenBank genome assembly